UCAGUUGUUGACCGGACGUCCUCUCGGGAGUGCCGUCACUGUGGAGCUACUUACGGUAUAAAGCAACUGUCACGACCGCUGCGUUAGUUUCUGCUGAGGACGCCGCGCCGGCCGGUAGUCGCCAUCCACUCUGAAUAGAUCCGCCGCCAUGCCGCCCGCCGCCCCGGACGUCCUGCUGGACAACGGCGUCAAGAAGCAGCCCAACGGAGAGGACUUGGCCAACCACGGGCGCCCCACGGCAGAGAACUUCGCCGUCCUCAACCAAGGCGACGAGGAUGAAAUCGAGGUGUACGGCUACACCCGCUGCUGGCUGCGCACCAGCCUGACCUGGGCCUUCGUCAUCCUCACGCUGGGGCUGCUGCGCCUUCUGCUGCACUGGUACCCGCACUGGCUGCUGCAAGCCACGCACCGGCCCUGCACGCUGGACAAGGCCGAGAAGCUCCUCGUCGUGGACUGCUACCAAAACAAGCACAAGUCGUUCUUCGUCAAGAACAUCGAGACGUUCGACCUCGCCGACAAAAGCAAACCGGAGGACCCCGUGCCAACCCUCGGCGCGACGCGGGUGUGGCUGGACGACGGCACGACCAGAGACGUGUCCCGCGUGCGAUGGGUGCGUGUCAAGAGACUGCGCUACGUGUGGGACGACAGGAACCAGCGCUUCUGCCGUCUGGCCGGCCUGGACGGCAUGGACGCCGCCGACAUCCACGCCACUGCCAACGCGCCGCUCAACGCGCAGCAGCAGGCCACGAGGCGCCUGCUGUACGGCUCCAACAACAUGGAGAUCCACGUGCAGACCGUGCUCACCCUAGUGGUGCUGGAGCUGCUCAACCCGUUCUACGUCUUCCAAGUCUUCUCCCUGGCCGUCUGGUUCGCCGAGAAGUACUACUACUACACCAUCGCCAUCGUCGUCAUGAGCACCUUCGGCAUCACGUUCACCGUGCGCCAGACUAGGAGGAACCAGCUGUCGCUGCACAGCACGGUGCACUCCUCGGACGUGGUGACGGUGAGCCGCGGCAACGGCGAGUUCGCCGACGUGAGCACCACGGAGCUGGUGCCCGGGGACGUGAUCGUGAUCCCCCAGCACGGCUGCACGCUGCACUGCGACGCCGUGCUGCUCAACGGCAACUGCAUCGUCAACGAGACCAUGCUGACCGGCGAGAGCGUGCCGGUGACCAAGACGCCGCUGGGCCGCGUGGCCGGGGUGGCGUACGACGCCAAGGAGGACGCGCGCCACACGCUGUUCGGCGGCACCACGGUCAUCCAGACGCGCUUCUACGGCGAGCACAAGGUGCUGGCGGUGGUGGUGCGCACCGGCUUCCUCACGACGCGCGGCGCGCUCGUUCGCUCCAUCCUGUACCCGCCGCCCGCCGACUUCCGCUUCGAGCGCGACUCGUACAAGUUCAUCGGCAUCCUGGCCGUGAUAGCGUUCGCCGGGCUCGUCUACACCUGCAUCGCCAAGGGCACGCGCGGCGUCAGCCCGGGCGACAUCGCGCAGAAGGCGCUGGACCUCAUCACCAUCGUGAUCCCACCCGCGCUGCCGUCGGCGCUCAGCGUGGGCAAGCUGUGCGCGCAGAACCGCCUGCAGAAGCUCAACAUCUUCUGCGUCAACUCGCGGGUCAUCAACGUGGCCGGGUCGCUGGACUGCGUCUGCUUCGACAAGACCGGGACGCUGACGGAGGACGGACUGGACCUGUGGGGCGUGGUGCCGGUGGACGGCGGCGUGCUGGCCGACCCCGUCGCCGACCCGCGCGAGCUGCCGGACACGCAUCCGCUGCUGUGCGCCAUGGCGGCCUGCCACUCCCUCACCAGGAUCGACGGCGAGCUGGCCGGGGACCCGCUCGACGUCAAGAUGUUCGAGUCGACGGGGUGGGAGCUGGAGGAGCCCGACGUGCCGGACACCAUCAAGUUCGACCUGCUGGUGCCGUCGCUGGUGCGGCCGCCGAAGCAGCAGCAGCAGGCCGUCGAGGAGGUUGACGGCGUGCCGUACGAGAUCGGCCUGGUGCACCAGUACCAGUUCUCGUCCACGCUGCAGCGCAUGAGCGUCGUCACCAGGCAGCUGGGCGUAUCCGACCUCGUGCUGUACUGCAAGGGCUCGCCCGAGACCAUCGCCUCGCUCUGCGUGCCGGAGACAGUUCCCGCGGGGCUGGCGGAGCGCCUGAGCGCGCUGGCCAGCCAGGGCUACCGCGUGCUGGCGGCCGGCCGGCGCGUCGUCCCCGCCGCCUCGCUGCCCCGCCUGCUGCGCCAGCCGCGCGCCGACAUGGAGAAGGACCUGCACUUCGCCGGCCUCAUCGUCAUGGAGAACCGCCUCAAGCCGCAGACCGAGGGCGUCAUCCGGCAGCUGCAGGAGGCCAACAUCAAGGUCGUCAUGAUCACGGGCGACAAUGUGCAGACCGCCGUGUCCGUGGCGCGCGAGUGCGGCAUGGUGACGCCGCGGCAGCGCGUCGUGGCCGUGGACGUGGUGCCCGGCGACAAGGACGGCCCGCCCAAGGUCGUGUACUCCACGGCCAGCCCGGCCUCGCCGUCCUUCACCAAGCUGCACAUGGCACCCAGCAAGGCCAGCAGGGCCGGCAAGGCCGGCAAGCCCUCGAGCCUCGCGAAGGUGGAGGCCGGCGCCCUGCCCGCCCUGCACGAGGCGCCCUACGUGUUCGCCGUGACGGGCCGCACCUGGGCCGCCCUGCGCGAGCACUUCCCCCUGCUGCUGCCGCGCAUCUGCGUCCGCGGCGCCGUCUUCGCGCGGAUGUCCUCCGACCAGAAGCAGCAGCUCGUCAACGAGCUGCAGGACCUCGGCUACUACGUGGGCAUGUGCGGCGACGGCGCCAACGACUGCGGCGCCCUCAAGGCGGCCCACACUGGAAUCUCGCUGUCGGACACGGAGUCGUCCGUGGCCGCGCCGCUCACCGCCAAGGAGCCGCACAUCGGCUGCGUGCCGCACGUGAUCCGGGAGGGCCGCGCCGCGCUCGCCACCUCCACGGGCAUCUUCAAGUUCAUGGUGGCCUACUCCCUCACGGAGUUCACCUCCGCCAUCGUGCUGUACGGCAUGGACUCGAACCUGACCAGCCUGCAGUUCCUGUUCAUCGACGUGUGCCUGGUCAUGAACAUCGCCUUCCUGUUCAGCAAGACGGACUCGCACCAGGGCACGCUGUCGCGCCACGCGCCGCAGACGUCCCUGCUCUCCCUCAGCCCCCUGCUGUCCCUCGUGCUGCUGAUGGCCGCCAACAUCGCGUUCCAGGCGGCCGGCUACCACCUGGUCAGCCAGUUCCCCUGGUACACGCCCUUCAAGCCCACCUCCAGCACCGACUACACGAGCAUGGAGAACUUCGGCGUGUUCUGCGUGUCGAUGUUCCAGUACAUCGCCAUGGCCGUGGUGUACUCGCAGGGCGCGCCGUACCGCGCGUCCAUCCUGACGAACCGCUGGUUCACGGCGUCGCUGCUGCUCAUGGUGGCCGUGUGCGCGUACAUCACGCUGUACCCGGCGGGCUGGAUCCUGACGGCGCUGGAGCUGAUGCUGCCGCCGAUGGACUUCCGCGUGAUGGUGCUGGCGCUGGCGGCGGCCAACGCGGCCGUGUGCCUGUUCUUCGAGCGCGCCGUCAUCCAGUGGUUCGUGGAGCACAAGCUGCGCUACUGCUGCCACGACGCGUCCAAGUCGCGCCAGAAGUUCCUGGUGGUCGGCAAGGACCUCGUCGACGAGGAGCCGUCCUGGCCGCCGCUGGACGACCGGCGCGUCCCCACGGCCGCGGCGCCCGUCCCCGCGCACGCCAACAACGGCAUGACCCUGCUCGUGGCCCGCGCCGCCAACCUGGUGCCCGCCACGCCCGAGGACCCCGUGCCCCCCAGGCUGCUGGCCAGCGUGCCGCAGCGGCCGCACGGCGCGGCCAAGACGACCGCUGCCAACGGCCGCCUGGCCGUGCCAGCGCCGUCGGCCGUGCCCACCAUCUCGCAGGCCGUGAGCGACCUGGAUCGGGAGCGCGCCGAGGUGACCAAGCUGUGAGGCGACGUCAGGCGACGUCCGCGUGCGCCCGCGACGCGACAACCAUUUCCCGGUGCUGGGCCUCGUAAACGGUGAUAGUGACAAGCGCGAAACGCGCCAGGCUCGCGCGACCAAACGAUCGGAUUCGAUUAAAAUAAAGCCACCGGGCGUCUGGCCGCGACUCUCCCAAGCGAGACAUCGAAAUUCCAGUGGUUCGUUAAUUUACGGUGUGGACGCCUGCUGCCGUUCGGCGUGCGUUGCUGCAACGGGAUGCAACCGCACGGCCCGGCACGGCCGUGACGCUAGCGUGACGUCACCGUGACGUCACCGUGUCGCGGCCACUGCGGCCACUGCAGCCGGCGGCGGCGGUGUCGCCUUUCGAAAGAAUGUGAGUCCACUGCCAUUCCGGGGAGACCGGGCAUUGGCACCUCCCAGAGAUAGUCAAGGACAGUGUGAUAUCGAAGUGAGUUAAAACGACGCCGCGUUGAAUGGCGCCAUGUGCUCCGGACCCCGACUUAGCUGGUUGCGCGCCCUGACUGAACAAUCAUGAGUGAUGAACGAGCCCUUCGAAAUGAAGGACAAUACUGUUAAUGAAUAUUCUAGAGUAAGAAACAAGGAGCAAAAUAAUAUUGGAUGCUCUAAAAGGUCCCUUUUUGGGGGGCCCUCCCCCUGUUGUGAUUUGAGGCAAACAUGUGAUGUUAGUGAAAUGUCCAUUUCUGGACCAUUUCUAGUUGGUUUGUAGUUUGUACCUGAAUCUGAAGACGAACCGCGUGCGAGCGGAGUGGAUGGUGAUUUUGACGGUGUGCCUCACGGACGCAGCACUCGUCUGUGAACGGAAACGGAAGUAAAGACAUCUCUUUUAUAGUAUUUAGUGUGAACAACCACCAUUGAUCAAGUAUUAAAUACCAUUAUUAUUAAUAUAUAUUACUAUUUUUAUGUACAUGAGGACACUAAUUAUUUUUUACAGCGCUAAAUAUUUGUAAAUAAACUUGUAUACAUCACACGCAGA
Molecule: messenger RNA, 4976 nt
Organism: Thrips palmi
Lineage: Eukaryota; Metazoa; Arthropoda; Insecta; Thysanoptera; Thripidae
Product: probable cation-transporting ATPase 13A3
Exons: 18
Coding region: 149-3988 (1279 amino acids)
Biological process (GO): polyamine transmembrane transport; intracellular calcium ion homeostasis
Cellular component (GO): membrane
Molecular function (GO): ATP hydrolysis activity; polyamine transmembrane transporter activity; P-type transmembrane transporter activity
Source: RefSeq, a predicted model, not a curated record